GGGAAGGAGCAGGGAGGAAAGGGAGAGAGGGAGGAGAAAAACAAAGGACGAAAGAUUCAGACAAUAAAAGGAGCAACAAAGGAAAUUUCUCCUUUCCUGUAAUCGGUCAGCACGGCAAGAUGGGCAGCUACCCAACCGCUGUGCUUCUGUGUUGUUUCUAUGGAUUCGUCGCUGUCUGGGCCCAGGAGACAGAGCUGCCGUACUUAGAAAAUGGGGAAACAGCAACAGACUGUAGGGAGGAAAUGUAUCCAUGCACUAGGAUGUAUUCCGUCCAUCGCCCUAUAAAGAGAUGCAUCCACUCCCUCUGUCUUUACAGUCUUCCUCGAGUCUACAUCAUCAACAAAGAGAUCUGUGUGAGGACUGUGUGUCAGCAGGAGGAGAUUCUGAAGGCGGAGCUUUGCAGAGAGAAGUCUGGGUGGCCCAAACGAAUUAAGAGGUCAACCAAGAAGCGCUGUCGCCAUGGAAAAAAUAGAACAUGGGCGAACAAGGACUAAAGCAAACAGAGAGAGAGAGAGAGAGAGAGAGAGAGAGAGAGAGAGAGAGAGAGAGAGAGAGACGGUUGCAAAGAAAGACCAAGAACGAGAGAUUUUAAACAUAUAGAUAGAUAGUUUAAGUCUAAGCCUAAGCUAAAGACUAAAUGGUGAAACACCACUGGCAUUCCAAUAUAGUGCUGGAAUACUCCAGCACUUUCAAUCCAAUCUCCACGUGCUGCCCCUGCGUCGUACUUAGAAAAGAACCAAACCCCACUCAGAACUGUCUUACAGUAGAAGUCAAUGGGCAGUUGCUGAAUUCUACGCAUAAACAUUUGAAAUGUGUGACUAUAUGAUGAAAAUCAGAAACUCCAGCUGUUCCACUGUAAGAGUACAACUGCUUUCCAACAUUGGGUUAGACACUCCAUAUUACAGGUGCUUUCACUUUCCCUAAGUCUGGCUUUAGACAGUGAAACUUUAGUUGCUUGAAACUUACAUGAAAUUUUACUACACUUAAUGUAAUGCAUAAUGUAAAGCAUCCCGCAACUCACUUCAAACUUAGCCGCAAGAGUUGCAACCGUAUCAUCAACUAGGUUUGUUUCAUGAAAAUUUUGUUACAGGCAACUUACAGCAUGCAACUAGUUGCAUGAAAGUUUCACCAUGCAAACUCACAACAUGCAACUAGUUGCAUGAAAGUUUCACCGUGCAAACUCACAACAUGCAAUUAGUUGUAUGAAAGCUUCACCGUGCAAACUCACACCAUGCAACUAGUGGCAUGAAAGUUUCACCGUGCAAACUCACAACAUGCAACUAGUUGCAUGAAAGUUUCACCAUGCAAACUCACAACAUGCAAUUAGUUGUAUGAAAGCUUCACCGUGCAAACUCACACCAUGCAACUAGUGGCAUGAAAGUUUCACCGUGCAAACUUACACCAUGCAACUAGUGGCAUGAAAGUUUCACCGUGCAAACUCACAACAUGCAACUAGUGGCAUGAAAGUUUCACCGUGCAAACUCACAACAUGCAACUAGUUGCAUGAAAGUUUCACUAUGCAAACUCACAACAUGCAAUUAGUUGUAUGAAAGCUUCACCGUGCAAACUCACACCAUGCAACUAGUUGCAUGAAAGUUUAACCAUGCAAACUCACAACAUGCAAUUAGUUGUAUGAAAGCUUCACCGUGCAAACUCACACCAUGCAACUAGUGGCAUGAAAGUUUCACCGUGCAAACUCACAACAUGCAACUUGUGGCAUGAAAGCUUCACCAUGCAAACUCACAACAUGCAAUUAGUUGUAUGAAAGCUUCACCGUGCAAACUCACAACAUGCAAUUAGUUGUAUAAAAGCUUCACCGUGCAAACUCACACCAUGCAACUUGUGGCAUGAAAGCUUCACCAUGCAAACUCACACCAUGCAACUAGUGGCAUGAAAGUUUCACCGUGCAAACUCACAACAUGCAACUUGUGGCAUGAAAGCUUCACCAUGCAAACUCACAACAUGCAAUUAGUGGCAUGAAAGUUUCACCGUGCAAACUCACACCAUGCAACAAGUGGCAUGAAAGUUUCACCGUGCAAACUCACACCAUGCAACAAGUGGCAUGAAAGUUUCACCGUGCAAACUCACACCAUGCAACAAGUGGCAUGAAAGUUUCACCGUGCAAACUCACAACAUGCAAUUAGUGGCAUGAAGGUUUCACCGUGCAAACUCACACCAUGCAAUUAGUUGCAUGAAAGUUUCACUGUCUAAGACUAGUGUAGUCUUAUCUGGAGUUAAUGCUGAGAUUAUAAACUUUUCUGAACUGCUAUUCUGUCCUAACUGAAGCUGACAUGGUGACUAAAGAGAUGAGUUAAGACGUUUCUGUAACACAUCUCCUGGUUUUUAAUCUUAUUUGUCAUGCAACCCAUAGCGCAAGAGCUUUUUGGCAUAUUUGCAGUUUUAGUUUAAAACCAGUAAAGCGAAAUGCACAAUGCAAAUCAUUGUCUCUAUGGUAAUCAGGUGGAGCCUGUGAAAAACUCCGCCCACACCAUUUUAGUUGUUAUGAAAUAUCGAAUUUUUCUCUCUAGAUAACUCGUCCCCCUCUAAAAGAAACAAUUGUGCAUAUUUACAGCCAAAUUUAUAAGCCCUUAUUCUGCAAAAAUACGUAUUUCACUUUACAGACUGGGCCACUUGUCACUGACUUCUACGAUAAACGUAUUUUGUUCUUUUCUAAAUGGAAGUGCUAAGCUGAAAAACGCUGGAGUACUGAAGUGAAUUUUGGCCUUCAGUUUUCCUUUUAACCGUAAAUGAGCUGCAUUAGAGUCUCUUCAGUGGAAAAUCCAUAAUUGUACGCAUUUUAUUCAUCGCUUAGGCAUGUAGCUAAAGAUGAAUACUUAAGAUGUUUUAUGUGAGUGAGCAUUUUUUUGAGUGUUUUCGUUUCUUUUCUUAUUAUUCUACCAGCUGUGUGAAUUACCACAACCAGUACUGUUCAUAUUCUUCAUAACGAUCCUGUAUCUUCUUUCGUGAAUACGACUUGGACGGUUUACUGAACAUGUUCAUGUAUGAGGACUUAAUUCAUCUUAUAAGUAUUUCAAUACUGUGUUAUCCUUUCAUAUCAGUCAAUGUAGCAAAUAAAAAAUUUUAUUAUUA
Messenger RNA from Pygocentrus nattereri (red-bellied piranha), 3090 nucleotides. It is a transcript of the gene mfap5, whose product is annotated as microfibril associated protein 5. The record is from RefSeq and is a predicted model, not a curated record. Bases 120 to 494 code for a protein of 124 amino acids. NCBI's taxonomy places the organism in Eukaryota, Metazoa, Chordata, Actinopteri, Characiformes, Serrasalmidae. The transcript has 7 exons. Gene Ontology annotation, cellular component: microfibril. Gene Ontology annotation, biological process: embryonic eye morphogenesis.